AAUGACUCCAGUACAAAACUUAUUCAUGAUGUUUCCUUUGAGAAACGCAACCACCUGCGGGGAGCUGCGGGGUUUCAGUCGCGCAGUGAAUCAUGGGAGAUGAGGUGCGGUCGCUUUGAUGUGUGUGACUUCAGUUUCCUCCUUUUAGUCUCCAGGUGUUCGUCUCUCUCUCCUCCGAACCGAGCCGCCGUGUGUCUGCUCCGGUCUGAACACGUCGACCCGGCUCCGACAGAAACGACUCCGAGCCAGAACAGGAACUUUUUAAACUCGCUGAACACCGUAUUUCUCGACACAUUCCUGGCCGCGGCCGGCGGACGCAGACACCUGUCGCAGCUCACCUGUCGCCGCCAUGAUGUCAGCGGGUCGGUAAUGUCAGCAGAGCGACCCGGAGAGAACACCUGAGAGGAGCCGCCGGGAGUAAAGACACCAGAAGACAAGAAGAACCGAACAACAUGGAUUUACUGGACUCAGGACAGAAGUUCAGCCCGAGACAGGACCCGGACUGGGACACGGCCGUGGAGUUUCUGCCCGCCCCGGACUCCAAGCGGCUGGAGAAGAAACCGGGCCGCAGGAAGAAGCUGUGGAUCGGAGUGGGCCUGCUGCUCUCUGCUGCGGCGCUGUCUCUGAUCACCGGGCUGCUGGUGUGGCACUUCCACUUGCGCAGUGAUGUCAGAGUGAAGAGGAUCUACAUCGGCUCCAUGGGCAUCAGCGACCAGCGUUUCCUGCCGUCCUUCGAAGACCCCAAAAGUCCUCAGUUUGUGAACCUGGCCACACUGGUCAACCAGCAGCUGAAACUGAUUUACUCCAAAAACUCUGUGCUCGCCAAAUCCUUCCGAGGCUCCUCGGUCCAGGCCUUCAGUGAGGGCGACGGCGGAGGCGACGGCGUGGUGGCGUAUUACGAGUCAGAGUUCGACGUCCACGUCUCCCAGCAGGCUUCGCUGGACGAGGCCAUCAGGUCUCUGGAACCGGCAGGAAGUCAGCAGGGUCGUCACGGUCGCCUGCUGCUGAAACCAGCCGACGCUCUGAGCGUCACCAGCGUGGUGUCAGGAGCGAUCGACCCGCGCAUGACCAGGAAUUCUUUAUUUGUGAGAAAGUCGUUCAGUUUCCACGUCAGAGAGCCGGGAGUCGUCCAGUCUCCGGGGUUUCCGGACUCGUCGUACCCGCCGAACGUCUACCUGCAGUGGAGGCUGCGGGCCGACCCGGGACACCGGGUCCGACUGGACUUCCACACUCUGAUCCUGGAGGACGACUGUGAGCAAGACUUCAUCAAGAUCUACGACUCCCUCGCUCCGAUAGAGAACAAAGUCCUGACAGAACAGUGUGGAUACCCUCACGUCUCGCUGUCCUUCGUGUCCUCUGGAAACGUCAUGCUGCUCACGUUGGUCACCAGCGAUGAGAAGAACUUCCCCGGGUUCAGAGCCAACUACUCCCAGAUCGCUGCGAGCGAACAAAAGUGUGGAGGAACUCUGCGUGGAGACAAAGGUUCGUUCUUCUCGCCGUUCUUCCCGUCAAACUAUCCUCCAACAACUACGUGCGUCUGGGAAAUCGAGACCACGGAGGUAAAGUUUGUGAAAGUUCAGUUCAACAAGUUCCAGCUGGGAAACAACAGCAACCAGUGCUCCGAAGACUACGUCGACAUCAACGGUCAAAGACUGUGUGGCAGUAAGCCUGAGAGCACCGUGGUCACCAGCAGAAGCAACGUGAUGACCAUCAUAUUUCACUCGGACGCGUCCUACGUGGACCAGGGUUUCACCGCCGAGUACGAAAGCUUUGUCCCGACUAAUCCGUGUCCCGGACGGUUCCAGUGCACCAACAACCUGUGCAUCAACACGACGCUGCAGUGUGACGGCUGGAACGACUGUGGAGACGGAAGCGACGAGGACGACUGCACGUGUGAAGCGUCUCAGAUGAAAUGUAGAAACGGACGCUGUAAACCCAAGUUCUGGGAAUGUGACGGCUUCGACGACUGCGGAGACGAGACGGACGAGCAGAACUGUGUAAAAUGUAAAUCAGGAGAGUUUUCCUGCAGGAACCAUCGUUGUAUCCCCGAGAAGCUGAAGUGUAACGGAAAAGACGACUGCUCGGACGGAUCGGACGAGUCGCAGUGUGAGAAAUCUCUGGUGCUGCGGACGUGUUCAGAAUUCACCUUCCGCUGCCGGAAUGGACGCUGCAUCAGUAAACUGAACCCAGAGUGCGACGGAGAGCAGGACUGUGAGGACGGUUCUGAUGAGGACGACUGCCAGUGCGGGAUCAGGCCGUACCGCAGCUCUCGUAUCGUGGGUGGUCAGGUGUCGCGGGAGGGGGAGUGGCCCUGGCAGGUGAGCCUCCACAUCAGAGGGACGGGUCACGUGUGCGGAGCGUCGGUGCUGAGUAACCGCUGGCUGCUGACCGCCGCUCACUGCGUUCAGGACAACGGGCCCAACAAGUACUCGCAGGCGGACCAAUGGGAGGCCCUGCUGGGUCUGCACGUGCAGAGUCUGACCAGCGAGUGGACGGUGAGGAGGAACGUGCGGCGCAUCAUCGCUCACAGCGAGUACAACCCUCUGAGCUACAACAACGACAUCGCUCUGAUGGAGCUGGACGCCAGCGUCAACCUCAACCAGAACAUCUGGCCCAUCUGCCUCCCCUCCCCCACCUACGACUUCCCAGCAGGCCAGGAUGCCUGGAUCACCGGCUGGGGGGCCACCAGAGAAGGAGGCCUCGCUGCCACCGUCCUGCAGAAGGCCGAGGUUCGGAUCGUCAACAGCACGGUCUGUAAGAGUCUGAUGAGCGAAGACGUCACCGACAGGAUGCUUUGUGCCGGAGUCCUCAAAGGAGGCGUGGACGCCUGUCAGGGCGACUCCGGCGGGCCGCUGUCCGUCACUGGCCCCAGUGGGCGGGUCUUCCUGGCCGGCGUGGUGAGCUGGGGCGACGGCUGCGCUCGCAGGAACAAACCGGGCGUCUACACCCGAGUCACCAAGUUCCGCCGCUGGAUAAAGGAGAACAGCGGAGUGUAGCGGACGACUCGUGUUCUUCAUGGACAUUUCUGAUGGAGGUGAACGUGGACCGACAGCAGAGUCUGUGAACUGUACAGACGCUGUCUAAAGUUUUAAAAGUUUAUAAAUCAUGUGUCUGAUUUCCAUGAUUCAAAGUGCAGCGAAGCAGCAGCUGAGAGCGUCUCCACCAAACACAUCACAGCUUGUUUUUAUAUGAUAACGAAGAUUAUAAAUGAAAUACUUAGUGCACUUCCUCCUUCUACAUUUCUGAGACAAAUAGCUGGAUUAUUAUGUCUUCAAUGAAAAAAAAUACUGUUUCCAGUUUUAUAGGAAUGAUAGUUAAAUAACAUCCAGUUUAAAUCACUUCAUGAACAUCAUCCAAAACCAAAAUCUACCCACAGCUUCAUUCACAUUUAGAAAACAAAAUGAUUAAAAGUGGAGCCGGAUGGUGAUUCAGUCUUUGGUUUGUCCGUUCUGGGCUACUGUAGAAACAUGGCGGUGCAACAUGGCCGACUGUGGAGGAGGAGCUGCUCCCUCCGUUCUUAGUUUAGUUUAAUCACCCACUGAAACAUGAAGACGAAUGUUCUCCUUCCUGCACACUGGACCUUCAACCUGUAACCGUCAGCACCGUGCAGUGUUUUAAUCUGGAGCUCCACAACACAAGAACAUUAACACCUUCUUUCAUCCAGAUAAUGAAGUUGUGAUCUUUUAAAAGAUAAUUUAAAGUUAUGAUCCGCCUCAGCUGCCGUCUGCUUCUGCAUGUGAGACAGAAAUAAAACACUCUUGGAGCUUCUUAUGGUUCAGUAAAGACACAAACUGUGAUCCUGUUUGAAUCAGGGAGAUUCUCUCCGUCACUCUGUGAUGAUUUAACUGAAACACUUGACGUGUUUCCUCUUGAAGUUUACUGUCGUGUAAAUACUGAUGAUGAAUUGUUUCUCAGGGCUGAAAGGAAAACACUUAAAUAUAAUCUGAGUUUAUGUUCAGUGUAGCUGCAGAUGUGGACAAACUGGGUCCAUCUUUACUGAAGCUGCUGAGUCUGUCUGCAGACUGUCUGUUUCAUACAGGACGAUAUUAGGACAAGUAUAUAAUCGACCUAUUUGUGUGUGAAGGUGAAAUUCUAGCUGAUAAUAUUGAAUUAACGAGUGAAGCAUCCAGGGUGGGAGUUAUAAUGUGAUCUUAGUGGCGGUCUGUAAAACCACUGACUCUAACUAACAUCAGGCUGCAGGCAGAUGAACAGAUAAACAGGAUUAUAGCUGAACGUCAGUUCACUCCUGGUGCUAAAUGAGUCUCGAGUGACCGGAUCUCACUUCCUGGCUGUAUAUGCAAAUAUUCUACACAAAGUAAUAAAUAUGUUCAUUUUUAACUUUGCAGAAUGAACAAGAAGGCCUGAACAGUUCAGGAUUUGUUGGAUGCAGCUUUUCUCAAAGUUUAUACAGUUUCUUCUGACAGGAGGUCUCAAAAUUGAGCGUUUCUUAAAGGGAGUCUGGUGACUUUUUCUACUUUGUUCUCUGAAGAAGUAACAAAUAUAGUUACUGGAUUUUUUUUACAUUUCACAUGUUCACUGUCAGGAGGUUGAAUUCUUUAAUACAUUUGGUCUAAAUGGUGACACGAGUUCAAACUCCUGUUGGUUCUCAUGUGACUCAAACCCAGGCAGCAGCUCGUCAGGCUGCUGAAACACUUUUAAACUUUUAAAGAGUCCGAUGAGGAAAAACAACAAACUGAGAGACACAAAAUGAACGAUUUGGUUCAAUGAAUGACUCAGCUGAUCAAGUUGGAAAGUUAUAGAUUGAAAAUGAUUAAAUUUUAGUGUUUAAAAGUGAAAUUCAAAUCAAACAAAUCAAACAGUUUAUUUAGCUUGUUUACAAACUUCCAAAAACCUGAAGAUAAUUGAAUCUUUAUUUAACAUGAGAUGAUUUCACCAACACAAGUUUCUCACUUUAAAAAUGUUGUUCAUCACAAACUGUAACUGUCAUGAAGGAACCAGCAGAACACCAGAGUUCUUCAUGACGUCUGUAAGCGGCUCGUUAAGGUUCUACUGGACACCCAGAGGUUCUGAUAAAAGCUUCACAGCACAAAACGAACAAAGCAAACUGAACAAAAACUUUAAAGCUACAAAAAUAAGCCUCUUAUUAAAACUGUCUUCAGUAAAGUGGAUUCUUGCUGGUUUGAUGUUUUCCACUUGGUCACGUGGAUCAUUUUAUUUUCUCUUCUCUGUCCGUCUCUUCGUCCGGCGGCCAUCUUUGUUACACUUCCUGUUUGCGUGGUCUGGCCGGUGCUCUCUGUGGUGACGUGUUUCUGCUCAGUGUAUUUAUUUGUACAGUUUCCUUGUUGGGUUGGUGGAGUUUAGCUCCACAGCUGUUUUUACUUUUAUACUAGUUCUACUGUAGUUUGGGACGCAGGAUUAUGAAGAUGCAGUAACAGAAUUCAGAGGACGAUCGUUAGUUGCCGAAUGAAAAAAAGUUGAAUGAAACCAUUUGAAGUUUCUGGUUGUAGUUUAGUUUUGUAGGAUAGAGAUGAAAGCAGCAGACAGGUGUGGGUUUGUAAAGCUGCUGCUUCAUGACCAGUUCUGAUUAAAAACGGGAUGAAAAUACAAACAUGUUGAUGAUAUUUGGAUGGAACUGAAUGUUUAACUGCCAAAAAAUAUGAAAUCUUAUAAAUAAACCAAAUAUGAACAUUCACACAA
Molecule: messenger RNA, 5658 nt
Organism: Acanthopagrus latus (yellowfin seabream)
Lineage: Eukaryota; Metazoa; Chordata; Actinopteri; Spariformes; Sparidae
Product: suppressor of tumorigenicity 14 protein homolog
Exons: 19
Coding region: 453-2996 (847 amino acids)
Biological process (GO): proteolysis; acrosome reaction
Molecular function (GO): protein binding; serine-type endopeptidase activity
Source: RefSeq, a predicted model, not a curated record